AGUGGUAAGAUAUGGAUGGAUGAUGUAGCCUGCAGUUCUUCAUAUACUAAACUAAUAUACUGUCCUAGUUCAAUACUGGGUACUAGUAACUGUGGUCAUUCUGAAGAUGCUGGAGUCAGCUGUCAAGCUCCAUGUACUAAUGGGCAGAUCAGGCUAGUAGGAAAUACUAAUGUUCCUCAGGAAGGAAGAGUAGAAUAUUGUUUGAAUAAUAAUUGGGGAACAAUUUGUCAUAAUUCUUGGGGAGCAACUGAUGCUCAAGUAGCUUGUCAUCAAUUGGGAUAUCUAACAGAAGGAGCCAUUGCCUAUUCAUCUGCUAAGUUUGGUUCUGGUACUGGCCCUAUACUGUAUCGCAAUGUUGCAUGCACUGGAAAUGAACUAGCACUUAGUAACUGCAGUAAGACUUCUGCUGGAGGCUAUUGUAGUCACAGUCAAGAUGCUGGUAUAAGAUGCCUUGUUAAUUCAACUGUUAAUUGUACUUAUGGUGAUGUUAGAUUAGUUGGUGGAUCUAAUCAAUAUGAAGGAAGAGUUGAAAUAUGUAUUAAUGGAAUAUGGGGUACUGUCUGUGAUGAUUAUUUUAGUUCUACUGAUGCAACUGUUGUGUGUAAACAAUUGGGAUAUUCUUAUGCUGGAUAUGGUAUUGCUCAUUCCAGUGCUCAUUUUGGUGCUGGUAGUGGUAAGAUAUGGAUGGAUGAUGUAGCUUGCAGUUCUUCAUACAAUAAACUAAUAUACUGUCCUAGUUCAAUACUGGGUACUAGUAACUGUGGUCAUUCUGAAGAUGCUGGAGUCACCUGUCAAGCUCCAUGUACUAAUGGGCAGAUCAGGCUAGCAGGAAAUACUAAUGUUCCUCAGGAAGGAAGAGUAGAAUAUUGUUUGAAUAAUAAUUGGGGAACAAUAUGUGAUAGCUCCUGGGGAGCAACUGAUGCUCAAGUAGCUUGUUAUCAGUUAGGAUAUCUUACAACAGGAGCUAUUGCUUAUAGUUCAGCUAAAUUUGGUUCUGGCACUGGUCCAGUAUAUUGGCGUUAUUUUGGAUGCAGUGGAAGUGAAACUACUCUAAGUGCAUGUAGUAAAAGUUCUGGAUCAAGUUGUUCCCAUUCAUAUGAUGCUGGUGUGAGAUGCCUUGUUAAUUCAACUGUGAAUUGUACUUAUGGUGAUGUCAGAUUAACCAGUGGAUCUAAUCAGUAUGAAGGAAGAGUUGAAGUAUGUAUUAAUGGAAUAUGGGGUACUGUCUGUGAUGAUUAUUGGGACUCUAAUGAUGCUACUGUUGUGUGUAAACAGCUUGGUUAUGGCUAUAGUGGAAAUGGUAUUGCUUAUUCCAGUGCUCAUUUUGGUGCUGGUAGUGGCAAGAUAUGGAUGGAUGAUGUAGCUUGCAGUUCUUCAUAUACUAAACUAAUAUACUGUCCUAGUUCAAUACUGGGUACUAGUAACUGUGGUCAUUCUGAUGAUGCUGGAGUCAGCUGUCAAGCUCCAUGUACUAAUGGACAGAUCAGGCUAGUAGGAAAUACUAAUGUUCCUCAGGAAGGAAGAGUAGAAUAUUGUUUGAAUAAUAAUUGGGGAACGAUAUGUGAUAGUUCCUGGGGAGCAACUGAUGCUCAAGUAGCUUGUUAUCAGUUAGGAUAUCUUACAACUGGAGCUAUUGCUUAUAGUUCAGCUAAAUUUGGUUCUGGCACUGGUCCAGUAUAUUAUCGUUAUUUUGGUUGCAGUGGGAGUGAAACUACUCUAAGUGCAUGUAGUAAAAGUUCUGGAUCAAGUUGUUCCCAUUCAUAUGAUGCUGGUGUGAGAUGUUCUGUUAAUUCAACUGUGAACUGUACUUAUGGUGAUGUCAGAUUAGUUGGCGGGUCCAAUCAAUAUCAAGGAAGAGUUGAAAUAUGUAUUAAUGGAAUAUGGGGCACUGUCUGUGAUGAUUAUUGGGACUCCAAUGAUGCUACUGUUGUGUGUAAACAGCUUGGUUAUAGCUACAGUGGAUAUGGUAUUGCUUAUUCCAGUGCUCAUUUUGGUGCUGGUAGUGGUAAGAUAUGGAUGGAUGAUGUAGCUUGCAGUUCUUCAUACAAUAAACUAAUAAACUGUCCUAGUUCAAUACUGGGUACUAGUAACUGUGGUCAUUCUGAUGAUGCUGGAGUGAGUUGUCAAGCUCCAUGCACUGAUGGACAGAUCAGACUAGUAGGAAAUACUAAUGUUCCUCAGGAAGGAAGAGUAGAAUAUUGUUUGAAUAAUAACUGGGGAACAAUAUGUGAUAGCUCCUGGGGAGCAACUGAUGCUCAAGUAGCUUGUUAUCAGUUAGGAUAUCUAACAACUGGAGCUAUUGCUUAUAGUUCAGCUAAAUUUGGUUCUGGCACUGGUCCAGUAUAUUGGCGUUAUUUUGGUUGCAGUGGAAGUGAAACUACUCUAAGUGCAUGUAGUAAAAGUUCUGGAUCAAGUUGUUCCCAUUCAUAUGAUGCUGGUGUGAGAUGUUUUGUUAAUUCAAGUGUAAACUGUAUUUAUGGUGAUGUUAGAUUAGUUGGUGGAUCUAAUCAAUAUCAAGGAAGAGUUGAAGUAUGUAUUAAUGGAAUAUGGGGUACUGUCUGUGAUGAUUAUUGGGACUCCAAUGAUGCUACUGUUGUGUGUAAACAGCUUGGCUAUAGCUAUAGUGGAAACGGUAUUGCUUAUUCCAGUGCUCAUUUUGGUGCUGGUAGUGGCAAGAUAUGGAUGGAUGAUGUAGCUUGCAGUUCUUCAUAUACUAAACUAAUAUACUGUCCUAGUUCAAUACUGGGCACUAGUAACUGUGGUCAUUCUGAUGAUGCUGGAGUCACUUGUCAAGCUCCAUGUACUAAUGGACAGAUCAGGCUAGCAGGAAAUACUAAUGUUCCUCAGGAAGGAAGAGUAGAAUAUUGUUUGGAUAAUAAUUGGGGAACAAUAUGUCAUAAUUCUUGGUCAGCAGUUGAUGCUCAAGUAGCUUGUUAUCAACUAGGAUAUCCAACAACAGGGGCUGUUGCAUAUAAUUCAGCUAAGUUUGAUUCAGGUACUGGCCCAAUAUAUUACACUUCUGUUGGAUGCAGUGGAAGUGAAACUACUAUAAGUGCAUGUAGUAAAAGUUCUGGAUCAAGUUGUUCACAUUCACAAGAUGCUGGUGUGAGAUGUUUUGUUAAUUCAACUGUGAAUUGUACUUAUGGUGAUGUUAGAUUAGUUGGUGGGUCUAAUCAAUAUCAAGGAAGAGUUGAAAUAUGUAUUAAUGGAAUAUGGGGUACUGUCUGUGAUGAUUAUUGGGACUCUAAUGAUGCUACCGUUGUGUGUAAACAGCUUGGUUAUAGCUAUAGUGGAAACGGUAUUGCUUAUUCCAGUGCUCAUUUUGGUGCUGGUAGUGGUAAGAUAUGGAUGGAUGAUGUAGCUUGCAGUUCUUCAUAUACUAAACUAAUAUACUGUCCUAGUUCAAUACUGGGUACUAGUAACUGUGGUCAUUCUGAUGAUGCUGGAGUCAGCUGUCAAGCUCCAUGUACUAAUGGGCAGAUCAGACUAGUAGGAAAUACUAAUGUUCCUCAGGAAGGAAGAGUAGAAUAUUGUUUGAAUAAUAAUUGGGGAACAAUUUGUCAUAAUUCUUGGGGAACAACUGAUGCUCAAGUAGCUUGUCGUCAAUUGGAAUAUCUAACAGAAGGAGCCAUUGCCUAUUCAUCUGCUAAGUUUGGUUCUGGUACUGGCCCUAUACUGUAUCGCAAUGUUGCAUGCACUGGAAAUGAACUAGCACUUAGUAACUGCAGCAAGGCUUCUGCUGGAGGCUAUUGUAGUCACAGUCAAGAUGCUGGCAUAAGAUGCCUUGUCAAUUCAACUGUGAAUUGUACUUAUGGUGACGUUAGAUUAGUUGGUGGAUCUAGUCAAUAUCAAGGAAGAGUUGAAAUAUGUAUUAAUGGAAUAUGGGGUACUGUCUGUGAUGAUUAUUGGGACUCUACUGAUGCUACUGUUGUGUGUAAACAAUUGGGAUAUUCUUAUGCUGGAUACGGUAUUGCUUAUUCCAGUGCUCAUUUUGGUGCUGGUAGUGGUAAGAUAUGGAUGGAUGAUGUAGCUUGCAGUUCUUCAUAUACUAAACUAAUAUACUGUCCUAGCUCAGUACUGGGUACUAGUAACUGUGGUCAUUCUGAUGAUGCUGGAGUUACCUGUCAAGCUCCAUGUACUAAUGGGCAGAUCAGGCUAGCAGGAAAUACUAAUGUUCCUCAGGAAGGAAGAGUAGAAUAUUGUUUGAAUAAUAAUUGGGGAACAAUUUGUCAUAAUUCUUGGGGAGCAACUGAUGCUCAAGUAGCUUGUCGUCAAUUGGGAUAUCUAACAGAAGGAGCCAUUGCCUAUUCAUCUGCUAAGUUUGGUUCUGGUACUGGCCCUAUACUGUAUCGCAAUGUUGCAUGCACUGGAAAUGAACUAACAUUUAGUAACUGCAGCAAGGCUUCUGCUGGUAGCUAUUGUAGUCACAGUCAAGAUGCUGGUAUAAGAUGCCUUGUUAAUUCAACUGUGAAUUGUACUUAUGGUGAUGUUAGAUUAGUUGGUGGGUCCAAUCAAUAUCAAGGAAGAGUCGAAAUAUGCAUUAAUGGAAUAUGGGGCACCGUCUGUGAUGAUUAUUGGGACUCUAAUGAUGCUACUGUUGUGUGUAAACAAUUGGGAUAUUCUUAUGCUGGGUAUGGUAUUGCUCAUUCUAGUGCUCAUUUUGGUGCUGGUAGUGGUAAGAUAUGGAUGGAUGAUGUAGCUUGCAGUUCUUCAUAUACUAAACUAAUAUACUGUCCUAGUUCAAUACUGGGUACUAGUAACUGUGGUCAUUCUGAUGAUGCUGGAGUCACCUGUCAAGCUCCAUGUACUAAUGGUCAGUUGAGGUUAGUUGGUGGUUCUGUAGCAUAUGAAGGAAGAGUUGAAGUUUGCAUGAACAAUGAAUGGGGUACUGUGUGCUAUGAUUACUGGGGUACACCUGACAGCAGUGUUGUAUGCAAGCAACUUGGAUACUCUGAAAAUAAUUCUGUUGCUUUUACUAAUAAUAAUUUCGGUUCUGGAGUUGGUAAGAUAUUCAUGGAUGAUGUUCAGUGUUCUGGCAAUGAAGCAAGACUCAUUGACUGUACUUAUGACUCAAUAACUUCUGACUGCACUCAUUCAAGAGAUGCUGGUGUUCGCUGCCAAUUGUUGCCUGUUGUGGUUACGUCAUCAUCCACAAUACAGCUGCAGUCUUCCACUCAAGUAUUGACAUCAUCUUCUGUGACAUUAUCAAGUCAAGUUAUAAUUUUGUCUUCUGAUUUUUCCUCUUCAAUUGUUAAAACUUCAGCAUCUCCAUCACCAUCUCCUUAUAAAUCUCCUUCGACAUCUUUUAAUGAAUCUCCAUCACCAUCUCCUUAUAAAUCUCCUUCGACAUCUUUUAAUGAAUCUCCAUCACCAUCUCCUUAUAAAUCUCCUUCGACAUCUUUUAAUGAAUCUUCAUCACCAUCUCCUUAUAAAUCUUCUUCACCAUCUUUUAAUGAAUCUCCAUCACCAUCUCCUUAUAAAUCUCCUUCGACAUCUUUUAAUGAAUCUCCAUCACCAUCUCCUUAUAAAUCUCCUUCGACAUCUUUUAAUGAAUCUUCAUCACCAUCUCCUUAUAAAUCUUCUUCACCAUCUUUUAAUGAAUCUCCAUCACCAUCUCCUUAUAAAUCUCCUUCGACAUCUUUUAAUGAAUCUCCAUCUCCUUAUAAAUCUCCUUCGACAUCUUUUAAUGAAUCUCCAUCACCAUCUCCUUAUAAGUCUCCUUCACCAUCUUUUAAUGAAUCUCCAUCACCAUCUCCUUAUAAAUCUCCUUCGCCAUCUUUUAAUGAAUCUCCAUCACCAUCUCCUUAUAAAUCUCCUUCGCCAUCUUUUAAUGAAUCUCCAUCUCCUUAUAAAUCUCCUUCACCAUCCUUAACCAAGCCUCUUUCACGAUUUUUUACUAAAUCUGCUUCGCCAUCUUUUUCUCCAUCUACAUCUCCUUAUAAAUCUCCUUCGCCAUCUUUUAAUGAAUCUCCAUCACCAUCUCCUUAUAAAUCUCCUUUGCCAUCUUUUAAUGAUACAACAUCACCCUCUCCCUCACCAUCAUCUUCAAUAUCCCCCUACAAAUCUUCAUCAUCACCUAAUACAAUCACAAGCUCUACUCCUUCUCCUACUUGUCCCUCAUCAAUAGCAAGUAUAUCUCUUGAAAAUACAAUGACUACACUGCUUACUAACUACAGUAUAGCAACUUUUACUAGUUCUGCUCAGGAGAGGUUUAAGCAAAUCACAGCUGAGAUUGUAGAGAACUACUGCACAUUCUUCAAGCAAGACUGCAAUCCAAUAAAACUGACAGAUGAAAUGAAGACUGAUGGUAGUAUAUGUGUGGUGAUCACAAGGAUACAGUCUGGAGGAUCAACCAACAAGAGAGCUACCAAUGACCAAACAUUAGUGACAUUCUUUGUCACACUAAAUGAUGGAGCUGGCCUGCUACCAGUAACUGCUCUAACCGUCUCUGUUGAGGCUGGAAUAAGAAAUGGAAACUACAAUAUUUUUUCAGAAGUUGUUAUAGUUAGUGGAUCAACCAGCUCUUCCACUACUACACCAUCAGCAACACUGAGUUCAUCUUCAUCUACUGGAACAACUGUUGGAGUUACUGUGGGAGUCGUAUUACUUGUCAUGAUAACCAUAGGAGUCAUUGUCAUAGUACUGGUGUUUAUGGUUCUGAGAGGAAAAAGAGAAAAUCAGUACAACACUGGGGCUGAAGUUUUUGAGAAUUUAGUGACAAAAGGUUCGAACUCUAUUAAUAGUGGUCCAGUGUUUAGGUCUGUGCUGGAAGAGUCAGAAAAGAAAUUCUCUAAUCCUAUGUAUGGUCACGAUGAUGAUUAAACAAGAAACAAUUAUUACUAACUAAAUCAUUAACUAAUUUUUUUAUAAGUGUAUGCUAAGACCCCCAUUUUUUCAAUAGCCAGAAUUGUGUCAUAAAAUGUAGUAAAAUGGAAAACUCUCUCCUAGCAAAUUAAACAAUUCAUCAAAAUUCAA
Messenger RNA from Amphimedon queenslandica, 6975 nucleotides. RefSeq names its product deleted in malignant brain tumors 1 protein-like. The coding region runs from base 16 to 6822 and encodes 2268 amino acids. Gene Ontology annotation, cellular component: membrane. The record is from RefSeq and is a predicted model, not a curated record. Lineage: Eukaryota; Metazoa; Porifera; Demospongiae; Haplosclerida; Niphatidae. The transcript is spliced from 37 exons.